AGAUUUGAAACGGACGUCUCUCCUCUCUCCGCUUUUUGCCUCGCUCUCCGAAAUAACUGCUUGAAUCUUGCACACACGCACCUUGUUUAACGCUUUAUUCCGCAAUGUCAAUUGCUCAGUGGCGACAAUUCAACUUUUUCGAUAAACAACAAGUCGUCGAUCCUACCGACAAGUCCAAAUCGCCUGCCGUAUUUCAGAAGUCUGAUAUAUCAGUACUCACUAGCGGUCGCGGACAAAUUGCACUAGCUGAUUCGAAAGGCCAGGUCUAUAUCAGCGAUCGCAACUUUAAAACUCAUUCGUUCGUCGCGUAUGAUGGCGGUCGCGUUACUCACCUUAAGCAACUCAAGCAAAAGAAUAUCUUGGUGACAGUUGGUGAAGAAGAUAACGGCACACCAGUGGUUAAAUUUUGGGACCUUGAUUCAGUGGAUCGAUCCAAAUUAAACGAGUCCCAGCCUUACACACCUACCUGCAUUCGAACAAUCAAGAUCCAGCAUGGAACCAAGCCUUAUCCUGUAAGUAUCUACCAUUGCUGUGCUGGAUAACAUGUCUCAACUUGCUGUUGGUUUGACUAGUGGCGUUGUAAUUCAUGUUCGGGGAGACUUGUCAAAGGAUCGUACUGUUAAGCAAAAGGUCAUUUUUGAAGGCGAAGAGCCAAUCACAGGUCUGGGAUUCCGCGAACAAACAAAAUCCACCAUCUUGUUUAUUGUCA
Zychaea mexicana is the source of this 709-nucleotide messenger RNA. RefSeq lists its product as uncharacterized. Gene Ontology annotation, cellular component: endosome; HOPS complex. The coding region runs from base 105 to 542 and encodes 145 amino acids. The transcript has 6 exons. Gene Ontology annotation, biological process: endosome organization; vacuole organization; organelle fusion. Lineage: Eukaryota; Fungi; Mucoromycota; Mucoromycetes; Mucorales; Lichtheimiaceae. The record is from RefSeq and is a predicted model, not a curated record. Gene Ontology annotation, molecular function: protein-macromolecule adaptor activity; protein binding.